Corythoichthys intestinalis (scribbled pipefish) is the source of this 9393-nucleotide messenger RNA. It is a transcript of the gene usp24, whose product is annotated as ubiquitin specific peptidase 24. The record is from RefSeq and is a predicted model, not a curated record. The transcript has 67 exons. Gene Ontology annotation, cellular component: nucleus; cytosol. Gene Ontology annotation, molecular function: cysteine-type deubiquitinase activity; protein binding. The coding region runs from base 126 to 7979 and encodes 2617 amino acids. Gene Ontology annotation, biological process: protein deubiquitination. NCBI's taxonomy places the organism in Eukaryota, Metazoa, Chordata, Actinopteri, Syngnathiformes, Syngnathidae.
CUGUAGUGGGGGAAGACUGAUCGUGACCGUCAGUCAGCAGCGGGCUGUAAACAUGGCGGCGUGCACAGCUACAGGGCUGUGCCCCAAACAUCUUCGCUACUAGCGAACACGGAGACACCCCAAUCAUGGAGACCGAAGAGGAGCAGCACAUCACCACGCUCCUCUGCAUGGGCUUCCCGGACCCCGACGUGAUAAGGAAAGCGCUCCGCUUGGCCAAGAACGACAUCAACGAGGCGGUCGCGCUCCUGACCAACGAAAGCCCGGGGCUCGGCUACGGAUAUGAGCCCAUGGAGAGCGGGCCUGCCCCCGCCUUGAGUACGAGCGGCGACGGGGAGACGAGCGGGAGAACCGGCACCAGUGGCUUCGACCCUCCACCCGCAUACCAUGACGUCGUUGACGGAGAGAGGAGCAACGAUGAGAAUGGCAACUGCUCUGGCGGAAGCAUGGAGUUCCCCACUACCAACCUGUAUGAGCUGGAGAGCCGAGUGUUCACCGACCACUGGUCCAUUCCGUACAAGAGAGAGGAGUCGCUGGGCAAAUGCCUCAUCGCAUCCACUUGCCUCGCACGGCACGGCCUCGCCGACGCUGACGAGAACUGCAAGAGGUUCGUCGAACGCUGCAUGCCCGAGGCCUUUAAAAAGUUGCUGACCAGCAGUGCUGUGCACAAGUGGUGCACAGAGAUCCACGAGGGAAUUUACAACAUGCUUAUGUUGUUGGUGGAGCUGGUGGCUGAGCGGGUCAAGCAGGACCCAGUUCCUGUCAACCUAAUGGGUGUCUUGGCAAUGGCCUUCAACCCGGACAACGAGUACCAUUUUAAGAACCGGAUGAAGUCGUGCCAAAGGAACUGGGCCGAAGUGUUUGGAGACGAGGCUAGCAUGUUUGCAGUUUCACCAAGCAACACUUAUCAAAAAGAGCCCCACGGUUGGCUGGUGGAUUUAGUCAAUCAAUUUGGAGAGUUGGGAGGAUUUACCGCCAUCCAGACGAAGCUCAACGCGGAGGAGAUCGAAAUAGCUUGUGUGUCUGCUCUGGUCCAGCCUCUUGGUGUUUGCGCUGAAUACCUCAACUCAAGCCUUGUCCAGCCAAUGCUUGAUCCAGUGAUCCAUAAGAUGAUCACUUAUGUACAGAACCUGGAGGAAAAGGACCUCAAAGACAAGCGUCUGGUGAGCAUCCCCGACCUGCUUUCAGCAAUCAAGCUUCUGUGCAUGAAGUUCCAGCGGGACAUGGUCACGGUGGUAGACGACCUGCGGCUCGACACGCUGCUGCGCAUGCUCAAAACCCCCCAUUUUUCAACUAAAAUGAAUUCUCUCAAAGAGGUGACAAAAUUAAUAGAGGAGAGCACGGUGGCAAAGACUGUGAAGAAUGCCAUUGAUACUGAUAAACUCCUAGACUGGCUUGUAGAAAACUCUGUCCUUUCAAUAGCACUGGAGGGCAAUAUUGACCAGGCACAAUACUGUGAGAGAAUAAAGGGAAUCAUUGAGCUCCUGGGAAGUAAACUCUCCCUCGAUGAACUCUCCAAGAUCUGGAGGAUACAGGCUGGCCAGUCAUCAACUGUGAUUGAAAACAUUCACACAAUCAUCGCCGCUGCAGCAGUAAAGUUCAGCUUCGAUCAGCUCACCCACUUGUUUGUGCUGAUACAGAAGAGCUGGGAAGUGGAGAGCGAUCGCGUCAGGCAGAAGCUGCUGAGUCUGAUAGGGAGGAUCGGGAGGGAGGCCCGCUCAGAAACCACUACUGGCAAGGUGCUGGAGGUGUUGUGGGAGCUGGCGCACCUCCCCUCGUUGCCCACCAGUCUGGUUCAGCAGGCGCUAGAGGAGCACCUGGGAAUUUUGAGCGACGCCUAUGCUGUCAAGGAGACUGUGAAACGCAACUACAUCAUUAAAUGCAUCGAAGACAUCAAAAAGACUCAAGAGGACCAAAAAGGCAGCGACAGUCAAAGUUCUUUUCUCACGGGCUCUUGGGGAAAGAGGAAAUCUGUGUCGGUGAAAGCUUCCCAGCCAAGCACCCCUCAGGCGGUUUGGGUCGUACCUGCCUUGCGUCAGUUGCAUGAGAUCACCCGCUCCUUCAUUAAGCAGACCUACCAAAAACAAGACAAGAGCAUCAUCCAGGAUCUGAAGAAGAACUUUGAGAUUGUCAAACUAAUCACGGGUUCCCUCGUUUGCUGCCAUCGACUUGCGGUGACCGCAGCAGGAAACAGUUGCCUGUCAGGUUCCACCAUGGUAGAUGGAAGAUACACCUACCAGGAGUACCUGGACGGUCACCUGCGUUUCUUAGCCUUCUUCCUCCAGGAGGCUAGCCUGUACCUGGUCUGGAAUAGAGCUAAGGAGAUCUGGGAGUGCCUGGUAUCCGGCCCAGAUGUUUGUGAACUGGACCGUGAGAUGUGUUUUGAGUGGUUCACUAAAGGCCAGCAUGAUCUCGAGAGUGAUGUUCAGCAGCAGCUCUUUAAGGAAAAGAUACUGAAACUGGAGCCCUAUGAGAUCACUAUGAAUGGCUUCAACCUGUUUAAGACCUUCUUUGAGAAUGUCAAUCUCUGUGAUCAUCGACUGAAACGCCAAGGAACUCAGCUGUGUGUGGAACGCAUCGACCUUACAGGGAUGGACUUUAUUUGGCGCAUCGCCAUGGAAACCCCUGAUGAAGAGAUAGCCAAUGAAGCAAUUCAGCUCAUUAUCACAUAUAGCUACACGAACCUCAACCCCAAGAUGAAGAAGGAUUCGGUAUCUUUGCAUAAGAAAUUCAUUGCUGAUUGUUACAAGAGACUAGAGGCAGCCAGUUCAGCCUUAGGCGGGCCUACUUUGACGCACGCUGUUACUCGAGCGACCAAGAUGCUGACAGCCACCGCUAUGCCCACGGUGGCUACAUCCGUACAAUCACCUUCAAGAUCCACCAAGCUGGUCAUAAUAGAAAGACUGCUGCUAUUGGCUGAACGUUACGUCAUCACAAUUGAGGAUAUGUACUCUGUUCCUCGCACUAUUCUACCUCACGGGGCAUCGUUCAAUGGACACCCUGUCACUCUUCACAUCACUUAUGAGUCAACCAAAGAUACAUUCACCUUAGAGACCCACAGUAAUGAGACAAUAGGAAGCAUCCGGUGGAAGAUAUCCGAGCACUUGAGCUGUCCAGUGGAUAACGUCCAGAUCUUUGCCAAUGAUAGUGUGUUGACCAUGAAUCGGGACCAGAAACUGCUGUCCCAGCUGGGCUUUAGCGAUGAGCAGAGCCUCACGGUGAAAAGCUCAGGAACGGGCACGCCCUCGGGAAGCUCUGAGUCGUCCGCCUCCGCCUCCAGUAGUUCCAGUUCAGCAGUCUUCAACUCCGCCUAUGCCCUGGAGCAGGAAAAAUCCCUUCCAGGUGUUGUCAUGGCGCUGGUGUGCAAUGUGUUUGAGAUGCUUUACCAGUUGGCUAAUUUGGAUGAAACCAGGAUCACACUGCGUGUGAGAAAAUUGCUCCUCCUAAUCCCAACAGAUCCCGAGGUGCAAGACGCUCUCGAUAAUUUUGUCCCCAAAGAAUCCAGUGUGUGGAGCCAUCAGAAGACAUUGUUCACCCUUGGCCAAGGGACAGGCUCCCGCUCUCCAUCCAUGGCCUCCAAGCAGCAGCACCAGCCAAGUGCUGCAUCCAUUCUGGAGUCCUUGUUCAGGUCUUCAGCCCCAGGCAUGUCUACAUUUAGAGUCCUCUACAACCUGGAGGUGCUGAGUUCAAAACUAAUGCCCACAUCUGAUGACGAAAUGGCUAAAACCAGCAGCAAGUCCUUCUGUGAUAACUUCCUCAAAGCAGGAGGACUCAGUCUGGUGGUGAAUGUAAUGCAAAGAGACUCCAUCCCAUCAGAAGUGGACUAUGAGACCCGACAAGGCGUCUACUCCAUAUGUCUUCAGUUGGCCAGGUUCCUUCUCGUUGGCCAGAGCAUGCCUGCGGUGCUAGAUGAUGAUGUCAUCCGGGAUGGCGAUGCACUGUCAUCCCGACCUUUCCGCAACGCAGUUCGAACAGGCCGCCAGCUCUCUCUAUGUGCAACACCGGAGAAGGCCUCGUACAGGCAGAUGUCGCUGUCUGAACGCUCAUCCAUAAGAGUGGAGGAGAUUAUACCGGCUGCACGUGUGGCAAUUCAGACUAUGGAGGUGGGUGACUUCACCUCCACCGUCGCAUGUUUCAUGCGACUGACCUGGGCAGCGGCUGCGGGCCGGCUGGAUCUCGUCGGCAGCCCACAGCCCAUCAGAGAGACCCAUGCCUCAUUUCUUUCUCAGGGAGUGCGCACCAGAGUCAGUAGCACAGGAAGUAACUGCAGCUCCAGCAGUGAGGGAGAAACACCAACGGCGCUGCAUGCUGGCAUUUGUGUUCGACAGCAAAGUGUCUCCAUAAAAGAUGCCAUCAUCGCCCGUGAGGCGCUGUCGCUCCUGGUCACCUGCCUGCAGCUACGCUGUCAGCAACUUUCCUCUUUCUACAACCUACCCUCUGUCAAUGAUUUCAUCAUUGAUGUGCUGCUGGGUUCUCCCAGUGGAGAGAUCCGCCGCGUGGCCUGUGACCAGCUAUACACUCUGAGCCAGUCAGACACGUCAGGCUUCGCCGAUGUCCAAAAACCCAACUUGUUUUUGCUCUCUGUCGUCCUCACCGCUCAGCUUCCACUGUGGAGUUCCACGUCGGUCAUGAGGGGAGUCAACCAGAGAUUGCUGUCCCAGUGCACAGAGUACUUUGACUUGCGAUGUCAGCUACUUGAUGAUCUAACAACUUCGGAGAUGGAAGCGUCACAAGUCAUUUCCGCCACCAUGCUAGAGGAUGAAAUCUCUUGGCUGGACAACUUUGAGCCCAGCUGGAGCUCAGAGAUGGAGACCAGCGAGGCGGACAACAUCCUCCUGGCGGGACACCUGCGGCUCAUCAAGACCCUGCUGUCGCUUUGUGGCAAGGAAAAGGAGCAUCUUGGCCCGUCUUUGAUCCAGCAACUGUUGGAUGACUUCUUGUUUCGAGCAUCACGCAUCAUCAUCAACACCUCCAACUCCACCGCCUCGCCCGCCCCCAGCCACGAUUUCUACCCCAAGUGCAGCACUGCAAGCAGCCGUCUGGCGGCCUACGAGGUUUUGGUGAUGCUGGCUGACAGCUCACUAUCCAACCUACGCCUGAUCACCAGAGAGUUGCUCUCCAUGCACCACCAAUCUGACCCGUCGCUUUGUAAAGAGUUCGAUUAUCUUCCCCCUGUAGAGAGCCGCUCAGUUUCAGGUUUUGUGGGCCUGAAGAAUGGAGGCGCCACAUGUUAUAUGAAUGCUGUUUUCCAGCAGCUUUACAUGCAACCAGGCCUACCAGAGGCCUUCCUAUCCAUCGAGGACGACACAGACCAGCCUGAUGAAAGCGUCUUCUACCAGGUUCAGUCUUUGUUUGGUCACCUGAUGGAGAGCAAACUGCAGUACUAUGUACCGGAAAACUUUUGGAAGAUCUUCAAGAUGUGGAACAAAGAGUUGUACGUUCGAGAGCAACAAGACGCUUAUGAAUUCUUUACCAGCCUUGUGGACCAGCUUGACGAGCAUCUCAAAAAAAUGGGCCGUGAGCAAAUCUUCAAGAACACAUUUCAGGGCAUCUUUUCUGACCAGAAGAUUUGUAAAGACUGUCCUCAUCGGUACGAACGUGAAGAGACAUUCAUGGCAUUGAAUCUUGGUGUGACGUCCUGCCAAAGUCUGGAGAUCUCACUGGACCAGUUUGUCCGAGGUGAGGUUCUGGAGGGCAGUAAUGCCUACUACUGCGAGAAAUGCAAGGAAAAGAGGACCACGGUGAAGAGGACUUGCAUCAAAUCCCUGCCUAGCGUUCUCUGCAUUCAUCUCAUGCGUUUUGGCUUUGACUGGGAAAGCGGACGUUCCAUUAAGUAUGACGAACAGAUUCGGUUCCCUUGGGUGCUAAACAUGGAGCCGUACACAGUGUCUGGCAUGGCUCGUCAGGACUGCAGCGGGGAGGGCGGCGAGGGGCGAGGCGACGUUCCGUCCGGAGGCUCACCCAGGAAAAAAGUCACCAUUUCGGAGAACUACGAGCUGGUGGGCGUGGUGGUCCACAGCGGUCAGGCGCAUGCUGGCCACUACUAUUCCUUUAUCAAAGAUAGACGUGGCAGCUCACGUGGACGUUGGUAUAAGUUCAACGACAACAUGGUGGAAGAGUUUGACAUGAACGACGAAACUUUAGAGUACGAGUGCUUCGGAGGAGAGUACAGGCCCAAAGUUUAUGACCAGUCCAACCCUUACCCCGAUGUGAGGAGGAGAUACUGGAAUGCCUACAUGCUGUUUUAUCAAAAAAUAAGUGAGCAAAACUCACCCGUCCUACCCAAAAAAAGUAGGGUCAGCAUCAUGAGGCAAGAAGCAGAGGAUCUCACACUGUCCGCGCCAUCCUCUCCUGACGUCUCGCCACAGUCAUCCCCGCGCCCCCCUAGGGCUAACAACGAUCGCCUCACCCUGCUAACCCGCCUGGUCCGCAAGGGCGAGAAGAAGGGCCUGUUUGUGGAGAAGAUGCCCGCCAGCAUCUACCAGAUGGUGAGGGAUGAGAAUCUCAAGUUCAUGAGGAACAGAGACGUCUACAACAGCGACUACUUCAACUUCACCCUCUCGUUGGCCUCCGUCAAUGCAACUAAAUUAAAGCAUCCAGACUACCAGGCCAUGGCAAAAGAGAGUCUCCAGCUCGCUGUCCAGUUCCUCCUGCAUACCUACCUGCACACCAAAAAGAAGCUCCGUGUGGAUACCGAAGAGUGGAUGGCCACUGUAGAGGUGUUGCUCUCAAAAAGCAGCGCCGCUUGCCAGUGGAUGAUCCAGUACCUGGUUGGACCAGAGGGACGGGAAAUGACCAGGAUAUGUCUGCUGGAGUGUGGCAUGAGAGAAGUGCGCGUGGUGGUGGCGUCCAUCCUGGAGAAGACCCUGGAGAGCGCGCUGCACUUUGCCGACCCGGGUCUGGAUGGCCUGACUGAUGCCCUGCUCUCGCUGUUGGAUAAGGAUGUUCCUGAAAAUGUGAAGAACUGCGCGCAGUACUUCAGCCUCUUCAGUAACUUUUCUCAAAAGGGUUGUGAAGCUUGUCAACUAUUGCUGAAACACUCGGCUUACCGUCGAAUGCUCCUUUUCCUUCUUGGACCCAAUCGCCAAAACAACCAGAAUCGACGGUGGAGUCAAGCCCAAGCUCGGGAAUUUCUCCACCUCCAUAACACGCUAGCACUCAUCACUCUACACUCGGACCUAGACUCCCAGCGAACACACUCUCCGGAAGGGUUCACCCUGCGUGUCAGCAGCAUUCCUUCCUCCACACCACUCCUCCCCCUCCACUCGGACAUCUUGGCGUCUGUUUUCACCCCAGAGGGACAACCCUAUCUUCUUGAGGUGAUGUUCGCGUUGCGCGAGUUGUCGGGCCCCCUGACGCCACUCAUCAGCAUGGUGACGUAUUGUUCCUAUUGCAACGAGCCUUUCUCGCUGGGCGUUCUGCAGCUCCUCAAGACUCAGCUGGAGACGGUGCCGCCUCACGAGUUGAAGAACAUCUUUCACAUGCUGCAGGAGCUUCUUGUGGUGGAGGAUCCUUUGCAGUCACAAAGGCUCAAGUAUGCUUUUGAGUCAGAGAAAGGCCUGCUGGCUUUGAUGCACCAAAGCAACAACGUGGACAGUAGACGCUGCUACCAGUGUGUGAAGUUCUUGGUCACGUUGGCCCAGAAGUGUGCUCCUGCCAAGGAUUACUUCAAGGACCUUUCUGGUCACUGGAGCUGGGCAGUGCAGUGGCUCCAGAAAAAGAUGACAGAGCAUUACUGGACGCCACAGAGUAACGUAUCAAACGAGACGUCCACCAAUAAGAGCUUCCAGCGUACAAUUUCUGCACAGGACACGCUAGCCUACGCCACAGCCUUGCUGAACGAAAAGGAGCAGUCUGGUAGCAGCAAUGGCUCCGACGGAAGCCCCGCCAACGAGAACCCCGAACGCAGCCUACGACAGGGAUCAGAAUCUCCCAUGAUGCUUGGCGAUUCCAAAAGCGACCUGGAGGACGUUGACCCUUAACUUUUUUUGGGGCACGAGUUCCCUCUGGAAGGCACGCGGGCCGAGCGCCACGCGGCCCCGACCUCAUUCGGGCUGCCUAAACUGGCCCGGGGACGUUGGAAGAAAAAACAAAACUCAACAAAGCUAGCCAAUCGCAACAACUUGACGCAGAAGACAGGAAAAACAAAAAUGCCAAAAAAAUGGAGAAACUCUUGAAUCACUUCCAUCAAGAUGAUUUAUAAGGGCAGUUUGAAUUAAAGGGGGAGUGACCAGGUUUCCUCCUUUGGUGAUCGUCUUUUUACAGAGAGGGCAGGGGGCGGGGCAUUUUACCCAAUGUUUUUGUCAUUUUCCCUCACACACCCACACCCAUUCGCCAAUAAGCAUUUGUUGUUGUAAAAUAAUGUUUUAAAGGUCCUGGAGAAAAACUUUGGAUGCAAACACAAGUUUUCACAUACACACAAGCACUUGCUUAGCAAGAGUGAAGGGGAGGCAGGGAUGGGCAUGGGGGAUCUAAGUAUGCACUUUAUUUGCCACGCUCACAGCGCGCUUCCUUGAGCUUCCUUGUGUUUUUUUUUUUUUUAUUUUAUUUUCAUCGCUUGUUUUAACACUUCUUGCUAACAUUUUUUUCCCCCUACUCCGCCUUCCUUAUGCAGGAUAUCAACAGAACGGGACUUAUAAGUUGAUGCCAAUAUCUCACAUACGCGCACUCGUGCUAAUGUGACCUCUGCCAUGGUUUAUUUGCCUUUUUUGUGUGUUUUUUAUGCCAUAUUUAACACACACACACUGCUCAUAAACAAUGUUACCUCUGCUUUUUCGUUUGUUUGUUUUAUGCCUUUUUGUAUCUUUUGUGCCAUACACACGUAAGCUUUGACUCGCACGCCAAUGCUCCUCAACGCUAAUAUUACCUCUACCAAGCUCUUACUUGCUUUUUGUGUCUUUUGUGCUGCCAAAACGCACACUGGUAUGCUCCUAAAUGCUAAAAACAUCCCAGACAUGCUUUUAUUUGCCUUUUUCUGCAGUCAGUUACACACACACACACACACAGGAAGACACGUAGCGUUGACUCAAUUACACACAUUAGUAGCCCAGUUAUCGGGAGUUCCGAAGUGCCUUAAUCUCCCGAUAACUCUCACCAUCGCCGCCAACUCCUACACAUCACACCAUAUGUGACCAUAAUGUAACUGUGUGAGUGUUGACUUGAACAGGUCAAUGUUUGCACGGUGAGGACCUAGGAAGCAGUUUGGAUGGUCAUGUGAUCACAAGCCGCCACCCACUCAACUUCCUGUUAAGAUGCGUGUUUGUGUGUGUUAAAGGGUGACAUAAAGAAAAACAAACCCAGCCCUCUCAAUGCUUUUCUCAUGUGUUCAAAGGAAAAAAAUACAAAAACACUUCUUUUAAUAUCGAAGGGGUGGGGUCAUGGUGUAAGGGGAGGGGC